AUGCGUUGCUUCAUCCUUAUCACUCUCCUCGCCCUGGUUGCCGUGGCCGCCGCUCAGGGUCGUCGUGGACCUGGAGGUCGUGGUGGUCCUGGUGGUCCUGGUAGAUUCCUGGGAGGCCGUGGUGGUCCCGGUGGACCCCAGGGAGGCCGUCGUGGUCCCGGUGGUUUCGGAGGUUUCGGAGGUUUCGGUGGACCUCAGGGUGGUCGCGGAGGCUGCGGUGGUCCUAAGGGAGGCCCAGGUGGUCCUGGAGGACCCGGUGGACCAUGGGGUCUGCCUCCCAAUGCCACUCUGCCCAGCAACAGCACCACCAGCUCCACAACAUCGACCACCGAAGCCAGCACCUCCAGCAGCACCAGCACCACGGAGACCAGCAGCUCCUCCAGCAGCAGCACCACGGAAACCAGCACCAGCACCACGGAGCCCAGCACCAGCUCCAGCUCCACCACCGCCUCCUCUGCUUAA
Messenger RNA from Drosophila subpulchrella, 462 nucleotides. Its product is annotated as mesenchyme-specific cell surface glycoprotein-like. NCBI's taxonomy places the organism in Eukaryota, Metazoa, Arthropoda, Insecta, Diptera, Drosophilidae. The coding region runs from base 1 to 462 and encodes 153 amino acids. The record is from RefSeq and is a predicted model, not a curated record. The transcript has a single exon.